This is a messenger RNA of Sphaerodactylus townsendi, 2251 nucleotides long. RefSeq names its product chaperonin containing TCP1 subunit 7 (gene CCT7). The record is from RefSeq and is a predicted model, not a curated record. Gene Ontology annotation, cellular component: chaperonin-containing T-complex. NCBI's taxonomy places the organism in Eukaryota, Metazoa, Chordata, Lepidosauria, Squamata, Sphaerodactylidae. Gene Ontology annotation, molecular function: ATP-dependent protein folding chaperone; ATP binding; ATP hydrolysis activity. Gene Ontology annotation, biological process: protein folding.
GUUCUCCUUCCCAGGACAGGUCCGCCUUUCCGCUUCCUUAAGCCGAGGGUUCGCCCGCCUCCCUGCGGGAAUCUUCUAGGUGCGCGCCAAGUGCAUUGUGGGAAGGGACCGUUAGCUGGGCGUGAGCCGGCAAGAUGAUGCCCACACCUGUGAUCCUGCUGAAGGAGGGCACGGACACCUCUCAGGGAGUCCCACAGCUGGUCAGUAACAUCAAUGCCUGCCAGGUCAUUGCAGAGGCGGUCCGCACCACCCUCGGCCCCCGGGGCAUGGACAAGCUCAUUGUCGAUGACAGAGGGAAAGCGACCAUCUCCAACGAUGGGGCCACCAUCCUGAAACUUCUAGAUGUGGUGCACCCUGCUGCAAGGACACUAGUGGACAUCGCCAAAUCACAGGACGCAGAGGUUGGUGAUGGCACCACUUCGGUCACCCUCCUAGCUGCUGAAUUCCUCAAGCAAAUCAAGCCUUACAUAGAGGAAGGCCUGCACCCUCAGAUCAUCAUUCGGGCCUUUCGCACUGCCACUCAGCUGGCCGUCAGGAAGAUCCAGACAAUUGCAGUCACCAUCAAGAAGACGGACUUCGAGGAGUUCAAAGGUCUUUUGGAGAAGUGCGCUGCCACCGCCCUGAGCUCCAAGCUGAUCGCCCAGCACAAGGACUUCUUCGCCAAGAUGGUGGUGGACGCCGUCAUGCUGCUGGACGAACUCCUGCAGAUCAAGAUGAUUGGGAUCAAGAAGGUGCAGGGAGGAGCCUUGGAAGAUUCCCAGCUGGUGGCUGGUGUGAGCCCUCAAAGAAGAAGGAAACCUUCUCUUAACGGCUUUGAAGGCUUUGAGAUGCAGACCAAGAAAUACAAGUCACCCAAGAUUGCCCUGUUGAACGUCGAAUUGGAACUCAAGGCCGAGAAAGACAACGCCGAAGUUAGAGGAGUCCCUACAACAGCGAUGGAGGACUACCAGGCCAUUGUGGACGCCGAGUGGAACAUCUUGUACGACAAGCUCGAGAAACUGCACACCUCAGGCGCCAAAGUGGUGCUUUCCAAGCUGCCCAUCGGCGACGUGGCCACGCAGUACUUUGCCGACAGGGACAUGUUCUGCGCUGGGCGGGUGCAGGAAGAUCUCAAGAGAACCAUGAUGGCCUGUGGAGGAUCCAUCCAGACCAGCGUCAGCGCCCUGACCCCUGACGUCCUGGGGCAUUGCGCACUCUUUGAGGAGGUGCAAGUUGGAGGAGAGAGGUAUAACUUUUUCACGGGCUGCCCCAAGGCCAAGACCUGCACGAUCAUCCUGCGCGGCGGGGCAGAGCAGUUCAUGGAGGAGACGGAGCGUUCCCUCCACGACGCCAUCAUGAUUGUCAGGAGAGCCAUCAAGAACGACUCUGUCGUGGCCGGCGGAGGGGCCAUCGAGAUGGAACUGUCCAAGUACCUCCGCGACUACUCCCGGACCAUUCCGGGCAAGCAGCAGCUGCUGAUCGGGGCGUACGCCAAAGCGUUGGAGAUCAUUCCUCGCCAGCUCUGCGACAACGCCGGCUUCGACGCCACCAACAUCCUCAACAAACUGCGAGCCAAGCACGCACAGGGCGGGAUGUGGUAUGGCGUGGACGUGAGCAACGAGGACAUCGCCGACAACUUCGAAGCUUUCGUGUGGGAGCCAGCCGUGGUGCGCAUCAACGCUUUGACAGCGGCUGCCGAGGCCGCGUGUCUCAUCGUGUCCGUGGACGAAACUAUCAAGAACCCCCGCUCGACGGUAGACGGGCCCCCUGCAGGCCGCGGCCGAGGGCGAGGCCCCCCACAACCAUUAAGGGGUGGCUCUGCCGGCAUGGGGUGGGGAGGGGGGGAAGUUUGGCAGUUGAGAGGCGAUCUGUCUGGUAAAUUACAAACCAGUAGGCACUUCUUACACUGGAGGAGGAGGGGAUUGGGUUUGGUAUGUUUCCACUUUUGAUGGGGGGAACGGCCGUUGCAGAACUGCUCUUCUUUCUCACAAUAUGCAAAGUGUGGCAAAUCCCCAGAGCUGCCCACCCUUCGCAUACAAGUUUAGAGAGCCUGGAUCACAUCAGCCUCUCCUCCUCCUCCUCCUCCCCCCGCCCCAGAUCUUCUUCCAAGUUCCUCUUUGGCCAUCAGUUUCAAAGCUUCAGCCCCCCCAACGUCUGUAACGUCAGCAUAUUGCUGGAAGGGUCGGGAGGUCGGCUGCUGACUGUAUUUAUUUGUCUUUGUGCUGGUGGGCGUGAGCCCUGACGCCAACCAAAUAAACAGUUUGAAACCCUG